This is a messenger RNA of Racocetra fulgida, 717 nucleotides long. NCBI's taxonomy places the organism in Eukaryota, Fungi, Glomeromycota, Glomeromycetes, Diversisporales, Gigasporaceae. The record is from the annotation of a GenBank genome assembly.
AAUUGGUUAAAGAAAUUCAGGAUGUACUUGACAAAGAAUCAAGUUAUAUGAGAAUGGAGGAAUAUAAGGGCGAAAUCCCUAUGGUUGGGCUUGCAACAAUACCUAAAACAUUUUUUGAAUCUAUUGAAACAAUUGUUUUGCAAUAUCUUAUGCCACCGAUGGUUUUUAAGGUUUGUGAACAAAUGCAUGAGUGUUUUUUUUAUGAUUGUGUUAAAAUCAACCAUUCAGAUAUUGAGUCAAUAUUGCAAGAGCAGGUGGAUAUGGAUUAUGAUGAAGGAAUGCGUGAAGACAAUUAUGAGCUUAUGAAAGUUAAUUUGGUUAAUAUAAUCGAAAGAAUUGGGCAUGAACACAUUAUUGAAGUUUGGAAAUUAGUAUUGUCAUGUGGAACUAAAAAUCAAUAUGUUAUAAUCGCAGCAGACGGAUUAAUCGCAUGGCGGUGGUAUAAGGAUGAUUUAGUAAAACAAGAUGCGAAUAAAAUUUGGAAUCAACCUUCUAUUUCUUUAUGUGUUGAUACAAUUCAAAACCAAAAUAUUACAAAUCAUGCAUGUGAUUUUGGAUAUUUAAAAGAAAUUCGUAAUUCUGACGUUUAUACACCGGUGUUACAAGAAAUCAAUAGUACUCGCCAAAAGUAUGGCCGUGCACAUGGAAUAAUGCGAAAGGCUCUUGAUUUGGCAAUUGCCACUAGCUCAUAUAAUGAAUUAAUAGGAAUUUGUCAAG